Salarias fasciatus (jewelled blenny) is the source of this 4999-nucleotide messenger RNA. RefSeq names its product Rho GTPase activating protein 24 (gene arhgap24). Gene Ontology annotation, cellular component: focal adhesion. The transcript has 8 exons. Bases 1884 to 4016 code for a protein of 710 amino acids. The record is from RefSeq and is a predicted model, not a curated record. Gene Ontology annotation, molecular function: GTPase activator activity. Lineage: Eukaryota; Metazoa; Chordata; Actinopteri; Blenniiformes; Blenniidae. Gene Ontology annotation, biological process: activation of GTPase activity; negative regulation of Rac protein signal transduction; negative regulation of ruffle assembly.
GUAUUGUGUGAUAGUGUGGGAGGAGACCUCUGAGUAGCACAUGAUUCAUUGUUUUAUAUGUUAUCUGUAAUAGCAAUCAGUGGAUAGACUCCUCUUAUGUGUCUCUGCCACAGCACAGUGUGCAGUUUGUUUGUUUCGGUGAUGGGAAAAACAGCCCACGGGGGCCUCUCUUAAUGACUCGAGCUGUACACGGGGAUGAUGGCCACCAUUUUUCAUGAGGCCUUGAUUGAUCAAGCGCUAAAUGGGAAACGACAGCCGCAGCGACAACACGAGAGGAUCACGCGUGGGAUGAGCGGACAUGCAACACUGGCCGCCGCGUUUUCCGUUUCAUACGGCACAAGAGAGGUGUUUCACUCCGCGGCGCAUCCCCCAUUAGCUCCAGACAAAGCUGUCAUAUAUCAUGAAAAGAUAAUAAACUAGCAGCUCGUGGAAACAAUUGCUUUUGGGUCUGAGCUGUGAAGGGCGACGUACAGUGCGCGAGGUGAGAGAGAGCGACUUCUACGCGAGGAGUCGUGCGUCUAAAAAUGUUUAACUACUGGUUUUAAGAGGUAUGUGACACAAGGCAGGCGGCCACAGGAUUUCAGCAUAUAUCCAAAUAAUAAUCUGCUGAAUCUCCAGGCUUCUUUUCUCCCGAGUGUGAGAGUCUCCGGGGGUCGCUAGCAGAAGGCCGAGCCGGAGAGGGGAACAAGACAGGAAGCGCAGAUGCUUACAUAACAGCCUUAUUGAGAGGAUCGGUAUUUGACAUGUCACAUACCAAUCUCCACUAUCAGCCUCCCACUCUAACCCCUGCCCCCACAUGUACUGGGCCGGCCAGGUGUCACUGAGGCCACAUUUGGGCCUCCCCCUGCAGCAGUUCUCCGCUGGGCUCCUAUGAUAUGUUUGUCUGACGGGGGGACGCCCGAUUCGAGCGUCCCGGCCGGGGGUAUGUAAACCGAUUUCCGUCUGCAUAAAUAUUUAGACGUCUCUCCGCACGAAGUUAAAUCCAACAGGUAGCGCUAGAGUCAAUCUCUGACUGAGGGCGAGUUUGAACAGGCUGCGUUUUGCCGUUAAACAGACGCCAAUGAUGGCUGUUUCGCCUAUAAGUCUGCUCGCGGCUGAAAUAAAGAUAAGGAGGUUAUUAAGCAGCGUCCUUCCAGGGGGUGGGGGGGGGAGAAGCCCCGGUGUCUCAGGGUUUUCUCUGCCAGCAGUAGCGGCAGCCUUGCCGACCCUGCACGGCAGUAUUUAUAGAGCACUGUGGAUGAGUCAUUUGGCUGAGUGCCCACUCUUCGUUCACCAGAUUUACAGGUCCCCACAUUGGUGGUGGUGGGGGGGGGGGGGGGCUGCUUGAUUUACGACGCACCCCACCUCCCCUCCGCCGCGAGCUCCCACCCCACCCGUCUCACUUCCUUCAGAGAGGAGCAGACACACCAUCUUGCCUUCGGUUUGCUUCUUCGCUCUCCGCUCCCCGUCCCACACGCUUCACGACUCUCAGAAGCACGCGCCUUCCGUUUUUCCGCCACCUUUGACUGAAGCGCGUUGUGUGCAGGGAGUGAAAGACUUUUCCCGAGAGGUGGACAGAUCAAACCUGGCCUGACCUGAGCGCAGCUGAUCGGCGUGUCACAUUGACCUGCCUUUGACUUAGCAAAAAAAAAAAAAAAAAAAAAAUGAAGUUGUAGGCGAAGGAGUUGCAUGAGCCGGACUGGAGGCAAAGGGAGGAGGAGGGGGAGAGUAGGAAGUGCAGUGGAGUGUGUUUUAGCAGAAACAGAAGGAGAUAAAUCUAUCUGUGGCACAGAACAAGAACAGAUGAAGAAGUGGCACUGGGGGGCCGGCGGUCAGCAGCGAGAGCGUGGCUUUUGCUCCCUAAGCCUUCAGCUGAGGAGGGGGCACGUCGUCGUCCGCGCCCCAUGGAUCUCAACUCCAACCCAGGGGGAGACCGAGAGCGGAUGACAGCCAACCAUGAGACCUACCUCCUUAUGGCCAGCACCCAGAAUGACAUGGAGGAUUGGGUGAAAACAAUCCGGAGGGUCAUCUGGGCGCCUUUUGGUGGAGGGAUCUUUGGUCAGAAGCUGGAGGAGACGGUGCGGUAUGAGCGCCGCUUUGGGAACAAGCUCGCCCCUAUGCUGGUGGAGCAGUGUGUGGAUUUCAUUCGACAGUGGGGCCUUCGGGAAGAGGGUCUAUUCAGGCUGCCGGGACAGGCGAACCUGGUCAAAGAGCUGCAGGAUGCCUUUGACUGUGGGGAGAAGCCCUCUUUUGAUUGUAACACGGAUGUGCACACAGUCGCCUCUCUGCUGAAGCUGUAUCUCAGAGAGCUGCCGGAGCCCGUCAUCCCCUUCCAGAAGUACGACGAGUUUCUGGCCUGCGCCAAACUCCUCGGCAAAGAUGACGAAAUGGGUAUGAAGGAGCUGAGGAGGCUUGUGGACAGUCUGCCUUCAGUAAACUACAACCUUCUCAAAUACAUCUGCAGAUUUCUCGAUGAAGUCCAGUCGUAUUCAGGAGUGAAUAAGAUGAGCGUCCAAAAUUUGGCCACAGUGUUUGGGCCAAACAUUCUAAGGCCAAAAAUUGAGGAUCCAGUGGCAAUUAUGGAAGGUACCGUUCUGGUCCAGCAGCUCAUGGCUGUUCUGAUUGGCCGCCACGACGUGCUUUUCCCCCAAGACGAAGACAGCCCCACGGCCAUCGAGCUGGUCAACAACAACAACAUCGAACUGCCGCGGCGACAAGCCGCCACAACUACCUCUGCCAUCACGACAGUGUCCCAGAACGCCGAGAACAACAACACCCAGGUGGUGCGGCAGUGCGUCUGGGAGGCCCCCGAAUCUCCCUCUCACCGCCAUCACGUCGACAACGGCGGUUCUCCCAGAUCGGCGAGCCCGCGCAACGGCGUGGUCGGACGUUUCGACAUGGCGCGCAGCCCGCCGCUGACGGUGAAAAAGAACCCGGCCUUCAGUAAAGGCAGCGGGAUCGUCACGAACGGCUCCUUCAGCUCGUCGCCGUCCUCCGAUCCCAGUCUAGAGAAGAGCCAGUGUCUGACCGGAGGAGGGAGUUUACCCGUGCGGCGCAGCGGCACGCUCAAAGGCUCGGGUACGAAAAUGGGCACCAGCGGCGUGACGAGCGCCAGCAGCACCGGAGGCAGCGGGACUGCGGGGCUGAGGAUGGGCGUUUCGGGCGGCGACGCGCUCACGGGGAGCCUGAACGCUCGCAACGGCCUGUGGGUGCCAAGCAGCUGCGUCAUGCUGCGGGAGAGCAACAAGACGCGCGACGGGGAUCAAACGACCAAUCAGAACCGGCUGUCCACGUACGACAACGUCCAGUUGAACCACCACAACCUGCAGCAGCAGCAGCAGCAGAACCAGAUCCACAACACAUGUCUGAACACCAGCUGCGAGGACAAGCAGAGCGUGGACAGCGCCACCUGGUCCACGUCCUCCUGCGAAAUCUCCCUCCCCGACAACUCCACGUCCUGCCGCUCCUCCACCACCACCUGCCCCGAGCAGGACUUCUUCGGGGGUCAUUUCGAAGACCUGGACGGUCCGGCGCAGGACGGCGAGCCCCCCCGGUCCGGCGGAGGCGGCAACGGGGAGGGGAGGAACGGCAACAGGGAGGCGAGCGGCGACGGCGCGGGGAGGAGCAGCCGGGGCACCAGCAGCAGCGACAACAGCGAGGGCUACCCUGUGGGGAAUGGCCCCGGCAGCCACAGCGCUCUGCACAGUCUCGUGGCCAGUCUUAAACAAGAGAUGCACAAGCAGAAGGCGGAGUAUGAGGCCAGGAUCAAAAGCUUGGAGCAGCGUAACCUGGAGCUGGAGUCAGAGAUGGUGAGCCUCCACGAGGAGCUGGACCAGGAGAGGAAGAAGUACACCAUGGCGGAAAUCAAGCUGCGCAACGCCGAGCGUGCCAAGGACGACGCCGAGCGGCGGAACCAGAUGCUUCAGAAGGAGAUGGAACAGUUUUUCUCCACGUUCAGCGACCUCACCGCGACCGGCGGCAACGCGGCCGCCGACCCCGGCCGACCGGACCGCAACAACACCAUCUGGAUACAGUGAAGGAGCGCCGGCGAGCCAGAGAAGACGGGAAGCGGUUCAUUUUACAAUGUGAACAUUAGAGACUUCAGACUUUUGGCUGUUUACUGGAGUAGGCAAAUUUGAGAAUUACACUGCGAACGUUGAUGGCCUGGUUUAAUUUAAGAAAUAGGAGAUGAAGGGCUGAUGUAAGCUAACUGUAAAAAAAACAAAAAACAAAUGUGGACAUCACCUGGAGUGAUGCCGGAGUGAUAAUAUGUGUACAUAACGUUAUUUAAAGAGCUCAUGGACACUCUUAAAUCGACUCUGAAACUGUUGUGGUGCUCACACAUCUGACUGGGAAGCGGACGAAAGGGACGGGAUACAACAGUCUGGAAACGGUACUGCUGCUUAUGUUCGGGUGAGGCGAAGAUGGGAGGACAAAAAAAAAAAUGAAAUGAAAUUACCACCUUGGACCUGAAAAUGCAGGAAAGUUAAGGGUAAACUCCCUCAGUAUUUUUACUCGCGUUUAACAUCUAUAACCAAAUGAUAAAAAAAUAAAAUCUGCCUUGUUCGUGUUCAGUGUGAUCCUGUAUCUGCUCAUGUACAUAGAGGGAAACACCGCAGGAGAAAACACAGCCGUUACGUUUGUAAAAAGUAAAGGAAAGAAAAAGAAUUGCAAAUAAUACUUACCUGAUAUUUAAAGCAAAGUUAUCAUUGUUUGAUAUUUUAUAUUAAGUUUUUUUUCUUUUUUUUUUUUCAUGCACUUACGUGUUUGUUCAGUCCCUGCAAGUCUGGUACCGAAUGUCCUGUCCGUCAGUGUGUGUACCAUUUUAAAUUGGAGAGUAUGCUGUACAUGUGCCUGUGCUGUUACAUUUACUCAUGACCAAAAGAGCCUGUACUGUAAAUAUUUUAUAGAUAAUCGUAGACACUACUCGUUAGUCUGCACUGUGGAUCGAAUGAUAUUUUGGGACGGAUAUGGCACGUAAUGAGUUGUUACAGAUUGAAGAAUGUUUUGCAGCUUGUUA